CACUCCAAUGCCCAUCUUCUCUUCCGUUUCCGGGUCCCUCGUCUGUCCGUCUGCGCGGCGCCGCCGCCGAAUCGCGCCGCCGAGCCGAACGCUCUCCCGUCCGGGAUUUCCAAAUUCCGUUCGCGCUCUCUCUCUCCCUAUCCGCGGCGCAGCCGCGCAGAUGGGGGGCUCCUCCUGGGCCCUGGCCGAGAAGACACAGGGGUUCGUUCCUCUUCUCGCUGCGCCGCUGCGCAUGCACCAGAAAUAAUAAUUUGUUCCGAGCAGUAGCCAUUAGAGUAGUUGUUUGUGCAAGGACCCAGUGUCCCAGUGUGAACCUGGCCAUGAACUCACUUGUCGCACUCAGAGGAGGUUUAGUGGCUUACUGGAUUGAGAUUUCAUACAUCCCUUUCCAAUCUACUAACGAUGAAGACGACGCGAAACCAAUGAGGACACCGGUGAGGCGAGUCUCGGGACAUCUAUGGUCUAGUGGGAAUGCGCCGCAAAGGAGUCGUCAAUUCGUCAUGCGUUGAUGCACAUGCCGUUGAAUAUAACUACAAUCUUCAAUCAUCGGGUAUGCAUUAGAAAUGUUUUGUUUUCAUUAAUCAUUAUCCAGCUUCAGCUAUCCCGUGAAGCUGUACACAUCCUUGCUAGUUGCUAUCACCAAUAAUUUUCGUCAUGUGAUUGUGAUCCAAUCUGUUGCGUUGACGCUUUGAUAUAAUGGCGUAUAUAGUACUAUGUGAUUGGCUGAGGUGUAUAAAAUAUUUAUUAGUUCAUCUAAUCUCAUAUUAAUUUUCUUGGGAAUGCAACCCUUUGCUUCCUUUAUUCCUCUGUUCCCUUCCAAGAUUGCUCUCUUGUUCAAUUUGUGUAUGAGUUUUACCUUUCUGGCUUGUCAUUAUAUGUCCCUCUUCCUUCUAACAUUGGGUGCGCAGCUCCUCAUAUCACAGAGUGAUCACUGUAAGUGUUGUUUUGCGUUCUAAGUUCUCAUUUCUUUAUACAUGUAUUUGGCAUGGUCACUCUCAAUUCUACUUAGUUCUUGUUUUUCUUGAUCUAGGGUCAUCCUAGUUGACUACAAACAUGGCAUAUGGUAAAGGAGAACAAAGAGUAGCUACGACUCAGGGAAAAUGUUGGGGUAUUUUCAUUUGCUGGCUUCUGGGAAAUGGGUGCCUCUUUGGGUUCAACAGCAUGCUUACAAUCGAAGAUUACUACACCUUUCUCUUUCCGAAUUACCAUCCAACAAGAGUUGUUACUCUCACCUAUCAGCCAUUCGUCCUCCGCACAACUGCCAUAUUCACGUAUCAUGAGGCAAAGGUCAACACUAGGUUGCGCAAUUUGGCGGGUUACACACUCUUCUUCUUGAGCUCAUUUGCAGCGAUCGUUUUGGAUGUUGCAACUUCAGGGAGAGGUGGAAUCACGCCAUUUGUUGGCGUGUGCAUCAUUGCUGCUGCCUUUGGUGUUGCCGAUGGUCAUGUUCAAGGUGGAAUGACAGGUGAUCUCUCCCUGAUGUGCCCAGAAUUUAUCCAGUCCUUCUUUGCUGGACUAGCUGCAUCAGGAAUGAUAACCUCUGCAUUGAGGCUUAUAACAAAGGCGGCUUUUGAGAAUUCCAGGGAUGGCCUUCGCAAAGGAGCUAUGUUGUUCUCCUCAAUAUCAUGCUUCUUUGAGCUACUAUGUGUUCUACUAUAUGCUUUCAUCUUCCCGAAGCUGCCAAUCGUGAAGUUUUAUCGUUCAAAAGCAGCUUCAGAGGGGUCUCUGACAGUCGCUGCUGAUCUUGCUGCUGGUGGCAUCCAAAAUCGCGCAAAUCCACUGUCUGAAGAAGACCCUUCCUGCGUUGAACGUUUGAGUACCAAGCAGUUGCUACUACAGAACACAGACUAUGCAUUGGAUUUGUUCUUGAUCUAUUUACUGACACUGUCCAUCUUUCCGGGUUUUUUAGCUGAAAACACUGGAUCACACAGCUUGGGCUCUUGGUAUGCACUUGUCUUGAUCGCGAGCUAUAACGUAUGGGAUCUGAUCGGAAGAUACAUACCUCUGAUUGAACAAGUCAAGCUAAGGUCCCGCAAGGUGAUACUGAUCGCCGUCGUCUCGCGGUUCUUGCUCAUUCCUGCAUUCUACUACACUGCAAAGUACAGUGACCAGGGCUGGAUGAUCAUGCUAACGUCGUUUCUCGGUUUGAGCAACGGAUAUCUCACCGUCUGCAUCCUCACCGAAGCACCCAAAGGGUACAAGGGACCAGAACAAAAUGCUUUGGGCAACUUGCUUGUGCUUUCCCUGUUGGGAGGCAUAUUUUGCGGGGCCAUUCUUGAUUGGCUCUGGUUGAUAGGUAAAGGGUGGUGACCAUUGAUCGACUUGUGUAACAUAUUCUUCAAUGUUUUGUGCGAGUGUAUGGGACCCUGGAUGCAAUUAAGCUCCAGUCACAGCUUGAACAGUCUCUUCUGCUGAAAAUUAAACCUGCAAAUGUAUCGAAAUGGUGAGGAGGAAAGCGAGGAAGAACAUAUGUAAAGGCAUAUUUUUGAGAUGUAAAAUAUUAUGUCUUGCAUAGUUGCAUUACAUGUCUUUUUCCCAUUUUCUAUUAACAGAGUUUCAGAUGCUUGAUA
This is a messenger RNA of Oryza sativa Japonica Group (Japanese rice), 2570 nucleotides long. NCBI's taxonomy places the organism in Eukaryota, Viridiplantae, Streptophyta, Magnoliopsida, Poales, Poaceae. The record is from RefSeq and is a predicted model, not a curated record.